AUGGAUUUAGACACAGAUGUUCCCAUGGAAGAUGUCAGUGAUGACCACAGCGAAACCUACCAAGGAGGUGCCAAGAUUGAUGCAUCAAAAUCGAAACCCCUGGAGCUCACUGGAGACAGCGUAAACCAGCUAGACCAGUGGAUCGAGAAAUUGGCCAACUGUGAGCCAUUAUCCGAACAAGACGUCAAACGUCUAUGCGACAUGGCGGUAGAUGUGUUACAAUUUGAAGAAAAUGUCCAACCUGUCCAAGUUCCCGUUACCAUUUGUGGUGACGUCCAUGGACAGUUUCAUGAUUUAAUGGAGUUAUUUAAAAUUGGUGGUCCUUGCCCUGACACAAACUAUUUGUUCAUGGGAGACUAUGUCGAUAGAGGAUAUUACUCGGUCGAAACCGUUUCAUUUUUGGUGUGCAUGAAGGUAAGGUACCCCAACAGAAUUACCAUCUUACGUGGUAAUCACGAAUCCCGUCAAAUCACUCAAGUCUAUGGGUUCUACGACGAAUGCUUGCGUAAGUAUGGAAGUGCCAACGUGUGGAAGGUGUUUACCGAUUUGUUUGAUUAUUUCCCCAUUACGGCCUUGGUGGAUAAUAAGAUUUUCUGUCUUCACGGAGGAUUGUCCCCAAUGAUUGAAACCAUUGACCAGGUUCGUGAAUUGAACCGAAUUCAAGAGGUUCCUCAUGAAGGCCCAAUGUGUGACUUGUUAUGGUCGGAUCCCGAUGACCGUGGUGGAUGGGGAAUCUCUCCAAGAGGUGCUGGCUUCACUUUUGGACAAGAUAUCUCUGAACAAUUUAACCAUACCAAUGACUUGAGUUUGAUAGCUCGUGCCCAUCAAUUGGUAAUGGAAGGGUAUUCUUGGUCUCAUCAGCAAUCAGUGGUGACGAUAUUCUCGGCUCCUAAUUAUUGUUACCGUUGCGGUAAUCAAGCAGCUAUCAUGGAAGUAGACGAGAUGCACAACAGACAAUUUUUGCAGUAUGAUCCUUCGAUCAGACCAGGUGAACCUACUGUCACCAGAAAGACUCCGGACUACUUCUUGUGA
Yamadazyma tenuis ATCC 10573 is the source of this 1032-nucleotide messenger RNA. RefSeq names its product phosphoprotein phosphatase 2A catalytic subunit (gene PPH21). Gene Ontology annotation, biological process: G1/S transition of mitotic cell cycle; mitotic cell cycle. Gene Ontology annotation, molecular function: protein serine/threonine phosphatase activity. Gene Ontology annotation, cellular component: nucleus; cytosol. Lineage: Eukaryota; Fungi; Ascomycota; Pichiomycetes; Serinales; Debaryomycetaceae. The record is from RefSeq and is a predicted model, not a curated record.